AUGAAGAAGAAGUUGAAGCAGAGGAUCGCCACCAUCCCGGUGUAUUCCAAGGUCAAGCAGGCCAGGGCCAAGCGCAAGCACAAGGAGGGCAGCCGCACGGCCUAUCCGCCCGUCUACCUCAACGAACACGAACGCAACAAGCUGAAAUCGAACCAUUUUCCCGAGAAUCGAUUCACCACCUCCAAGUACACGCUUCUCUCGUUCGUACCGCUGGUCUUGUGGGAGCAAUUCUCAAAGGCGACGACCAUCUACUUCACCCUCAUCUUCAUCAUCUCGAUCAUCCCCCAAAUCUCGCCCAUUACGCCAUGGACCUCGCUCAUGGGCCUCCUCUUCAUCUUGGUCGUGGCCGCCGUGCGCGAGGGCUACGAGGACGUGCUGAGGCACAAGGCCGACAGCCGCGUCAACCGGCGCCGCUACCUGCUCGUCGACUUUGAAGGCGAACGGGUCGUCACCAGGAGUCGCUGGCUGCAUGUGGGCAACCUGGUGUACGUGCGCUGCGAUGAACAGAUCCCGGCCGACCUCGUCCUGCUGGCCACCUCCAACGAGGACGGCAUCUGCUACAUCGAGACCUCGCAGCUCGACGGUGAGACCAACCUCAAGCCCCGAAAGGCGCCUGUUCAGACCGGCCACCUCACUCUCAAGUCGUUGUCGGAACUCAAGGGCACUCUGCAGUGCGAGGUGCCGCAUCACGUGAUGUAUUCGUUCAAGGGCACCCUGCACCUCGACUCCGAGUCGCAGGCCAUCCCGCUCGACAACCAGCAGCUGCUUCUGCAGAGCUCGUUUUUGCGUAACACGGACUGGGCGGUGGGCAUCAUCGCCUACGCCGGACCCGAGACCAAGCUGAGCCUCAACCAGAAGAAGCCUCCGUUCAAGACCUCUCGCCUCGACAAGCGCCUCAACAAGUACGUGCUGAUCCUGUUCGUGGUCAACAUGCUCAUCAACCUGGGCAUGGGCAUCGGCGGCGGCCUUUUCGACUAUUACUACGCCGAGGACAGUCCCUAUCUCACCGCUGAUCCCGAUGGCCCGUGGGUUGCCGGCGUGAAGCUCUUCUUCGCCUACUUUGCGCUGCUGUCCUACCUCAUUCCCCUGUCCCUCGUCGUGUCUCUCGAGCUCGUCAAGGUUAUUCAAGCGAGGUUCAUGGAGUGGGACUACGAGAUGAGCACCGAGCGAGGGCACAUGACGGUCAAGACGUCCAACCUCAACGACGAGCUGGCGCUGGUCCAGUACGUGUUCAGCGACAAGACGGGCACCCUCACCGAGAAUCAGAUGGACUUCAGGAAGUGCUCCAUCAACGGCCGCGCCUACGAAAACGCCGGCGAGGGCGCGCUCCGAGGCGUCAUGGAUGUGGCCGGGCGGCAAGAGGCCAAAGAGAUCUACGAUUUCCUGAUCGCCGUCGCCGUGUGCCAUUCCGCCGUGACCGACAUUCACCGCAAGACAAAGGAACUGAUCUACAAGGCGUCGUCGCCCGACGAGGAGGCCCUGUGCCACAAUGGGAUCGUGUUCAUCUCCCGCUCCACGCAGUCCAUCACCGUCCAGGUCAACGGCGACAAGCUAGUCUACGAGGUCCUGUGCAGCAUGGAGUUUACGUCCGACCGCCGCCGCAUGUCGGUCGUGGUCCGCACGCCCGAGGGCGAGCUGAAGCUCCUCACCAAGGGCGCCGACACGAUGAUGUACUCCCGCCUGGGCGACGGCGACGACGAGCUCAAGGAGAAGACCCUGCAGGACCUCGACGUCUUCUCCAAAGAGGGAUUGCGUACGCUGGUCUACGCAGAAAAGAGGCUGACCGAGCAGGAAUGCGGGGCAUUCCUCGAACAGUACAACGAGGCCGCCACCCUCAUGGACGGCCGCGAGGAAGCUUUCGAGCGAAAUCUGAACAUCAUCGGCGCCACGGCCAUCGAGGACAAGUUGCAGGACGGCGUGCCCGAGACCAUCGCCUACCUGCUCGAGGCUGGCAUGCGCGUGUGGGUGAUCACCGGCGACAAGCAGGCGACGGCCAUCAACAUCGGCUACUCGUCCCGCCUGCUGAAUGGCGACAUGGAGUUGAUCAUCAUCAACGCCGAGUCGACUGAGGAAUGUCUGGAGCUGCUGACCCAGCACCAACCGCAAGACAGCGCUGACUACGACGAAAGCCGCACUGCUUCGCAAACACAGCUCGAGAACGUUGACAGUCUUUCCAUUCACUCGCAGAAGCGGAAGCGCGCGUUGGUCAUCGACGGCGGCAGCAUCAAGUUCGCCCUCAAGGACCACCGCACCCUCUUCUACAACCUGGCCCGCAGCUGCCACUCAGUGAUUUGCAAUCGUGUGACGCCGCUGCAGAAGGCCAAGGUGGUGCGGCUGAUCAAGGAGACGUCGAAGGAGGUGUGUCUGUCGAUCGGCGACGGGGCCAACGACGUGGGCAUGAUCCAGGAGGCCAACGUGGGCGUGGGCAUCUACGGCAAGGAGGGCAACCAAGCCGCCCGCGCCUCCGACUUUGCCCUGCACCAGUUCCGCCACCUUAAGCGCCUCCUGUGCGUGCACGGGCGCUACUCCAUGAUCAGGAAUGCGUUGAUCAUUCACUACUCGUUCUACAAGAACGCGGCCGUGUUCUUGGCCCAAGUGUGGUUCGGCAUUUUCUCCGGCUUCUCCAGCCAGACGCUGUACGACGAUUGGGUCAUGACCUUCUUCAACAUCCUCUUCACCGCGUGGCCGCCCAUCGCCGUGGCCGUGUUCGAGACCGACAUCUCCCAUCGUGUCAUCGAAGCCAACCCGCACGUGUACAAGCGCGUGCAGAGCAAUGGGGUCUUCACCAUGUGGUCACUCUGCGGCUGGUUCGCCGCUUCCAUUUACCACUCCCUCGUGAUCUUCUUCGGGGCCUACUUCCUGUGGGCCGACGGGCUCCAGGACACGUCGGGCCUGGACACGGGCUUCUACUCGAUGGGCCACGCCAUCCUCUUCGUCGGCAUCAUCGUCAUCUUCCUCAAGCUCUUCCUCCACGUUAACAACUGGAAUUGGUUGGUCCACUUCACCGUGUGGGGCAGUCUCCUGCUGUACAUUAUCCUCGUGCUGGGCGAGGGCUCCGUCAUCUAUUUCUUCCCCAACCAAUUUUUCGUUUUCUUCCACAUGUGUACCAUGCCAAUCAUUUAUCUAUGGGUCUUGCUGGGAACCGUGGCCUGCCUCCUCCCCGACUUCCUCUUCGCCUAUGUGCAGCGCAACUUCUUCCCGGAGCCGUGGCAAAUUUUGCAGGAAGAGGACCGCCUUCUCAAGAAGCGCCACAUCAAGUCCUCCUCCAAGAACUACGGCUCUCUCAGCGACAACCCGGAGGCGUCGCCGGUGCCGAUUCAAGCCGAGUGGGCGGCCACGGGCUCGGUCAAGGCCGCGGGCACCAAGAGCGGUGGCUACAGUCGCCUGGGGGAGCCCCUCCUCGCCAGCUCCAGCAGCGCCUUCAACGACUCAGAUUCGGACAACUGA
Acanthamoeba castellanii str. Neff is the source of this 3447-nucleotide messenger RNA. RefSeq names its product phospholipidtranslocating P-type ATPase family protein. Lineage: Eukaryota; Discosea; Longamoebia; Acanthamoebidae. The transcript has 26 exons. The record is from RefSeq and is a predicted model, not a curated record. Bases 1 to 3447 code for a protein of 1148 amino acids. Gene Ontology annotation, molecular function: ATPase-coupled intramembrane lipid carrier activity; ATP binding; ATP hydrolysis activity. Gene Ontology annotation, cellular component: plasma membrane. Gene Ontology annotation, biological process: phospholipid translocation.